UACUUGUACGACGUAUUCACACUCAUGUACCCCUAGGUUGCCAGAGUGACUACAAGUGCGCACGCUAGUGUCAUCUGCAGCAUCGUCGAGGUGGAAAACUGUUUCUUGUUUCCAGCUCGGGCCAGCGAGCAUGACUUUUCGAGCCCCCGUUCGAGCUAUAAGGACGGUGGCAGAUUUAAACCAGUUCAAACAAUCACCGACUUACAAGGAGCUCAUGACGUUCAUCCGGUUAUGCAACGAUGCCGUGAUCGGCGUGCGAGCUUCCUCCCUGCAGCUGAACACUGUGGAUACGGCGAUGGAUACAGUUGGUCGAAUCGUGGGGAUGCUGAGACAGAUGGGGAGUUGGGUCGACGAUAUCCCUCCUAUUGAUGAACCGAUGAGAUUCGGUAACAAAGCGUUCAGGUCGUGGUACCAAAGGCUUGAGCAAGAGGCCGGCGGAAUGGUGGAUACUCUUCUCGAAGGGACUGGCCACGAGGCGGCCGCCGUGGAGUUGGUACCGUACUUGCUGGUGUCAUUUGGGCAUCCGAGUAGGAUCGACUACGGAACUGGGCACGAGACGUCCUUUGUGGUUUGGCUAUGUUGCCUGUUCAAGCUCGGCUCCCUCACGAAAGACGACUUGGCGCCCGCCAUUCUGCAGGUUUUCUACAGCUACUUGCAGGUGAUGCGCAGAUUGCAAAGCGUAUACAUGCUCGAGCCUGCUGGCUCGCAUGGAGUGUGGGGAUUGGACGACUAUCACUGCCUUCCAUUUUUGUGGGGGAGUGCUCAGCUUAUCGAUCAUCCAUCCAUCAAACCGCACGAUGUGCUGGAUGACAACGUACUGGACGAAGGUAAACACGACUACCUCUACCUAGGCGCGAUUGAUUUUAUCAAGAGCCUCAAAAAGGGCGCUGCUUUCGGAGAGUGCUGUCCAAUGUUGAACGACAUUUCGCAGCUGCCUUCUUGGAAAAAGGUCAACAUGGGCAUGCAACGUCUCUACGAAGGGGAUGUUUUGGGCAAGAUGCCCGUUAUCCAGCACUUCUUGUUUGGAUCUUUAUUGCCAUGCACAUGGGAGCCAAGUCCGGCUCCAGCCGUCAACCCUGUCGCCGUCAGCUCUUUCGGAGGUCGAGCACCGUGGGCGAAAGGAGCUCCGGCACCCCCAGAUGUGCACACUCUGGGAGCGGCGAAGGCGACGUCAGCAAACACCCACCCUACACGUCAAGAUACCUAACGACGCAGAAUGUAGCUCGGCACAGAGCAACGUGGUGGUACUACAGUAGGGUCGAGACGACCCGUUGCAGGCUUACUGCUUUAUUUGAAGCAGCAGUGUGUUCGGUAGGCUCCGGCUGCGUCUUUCGGUGGUGAACGAUCCGUCUUGUACGCUGCUUGUUUACUAGGUAAUCCCUCUGUUUUGCCGUGAACAGGUGCGUCGUGCUCCAUUUCGCAUCGAAGUGCGCGUUAUCUUCUCAACGGCGCUAAUUACAGGGCACAAUCGCUGUCUCCUCCAAGUCCAACGCAACCGCGACAGAUUUUCUCGUUGGAUUGUGCAAAACCGAGACUAAAAGAACAGGCAGAAAAGUUCUGGAGAGUACUGGUCGGAUAUAUUUCCAACUUUUUGCAAGAAUUUUUCACGAAAACCGCCCCCACCGGAAUGCUGCGAAUGUUCGGAUGGAUCUCUCUUGUGCACGUCGACUUGACUAAUGCCUAGACUACUAGUCCAUCUCCGCCCGUCGCCAGUCUCAGCCCGUCCGGUACAUGUUGACGCACCCGCAGGGGUCACACGGGAGUUUGUUUUUCUUCCGCCCUUCCGGCGGUUGUUGUUGUGACCUUGAGAAGGGUUCAGCGGCCCCGUCCCUCUUGAUUGCACUUAUUCGCUGCGCGUUCCACUGAUGCUGAAUGGGAGUUGGUAGUCGCGCCGGAGAGAUUCAAGACCUGGUGUGUGUUGUAGCUCAAACAAACCCUGACAAAGCAACAUACGGUGGUUGUGACUCAUACCCACUACACAAAUCC
Ectocarpus sp. CCAP 1310/34 is the source of this 1986-nucleotide messenger RNA. Lineage: Eukaryota; Phaeophyceae; Ectocarpales; Ectocarpaceae. The record is from the annotation of a GenBank genome assembly.